ACGUCCCAGCUUAAAAGCUUAGUUUUUAAAAAGGAUUCUUACAAUCAUAUGUCUUCUACCCAUUAGAAGAGGAAUAAGAAAGCAAAGGUUAAAAAUCAGCUGUUUCAAGUUUUUGAUAUAAAAAGAGAAAGUUUUCAGAAAAAUCCUGAUACCUUCCAGGAUGUGACUCUUGCAAAUUUACAAGAAAAGGCAACUAAUCUAACAGCUUGAGAUCAAAGAACCUCUUGAAGACUUAUUUCAAGUUGCUGAUAUAAAAAGUAGAGGUUUUCAGCAAAGUCCUGCAGGAAGAAGAGAAGACAUAACUUAGGCUGUUUCCUCCACCAAAAUACGGGGUUACCCCUCAUUUACGUAGAAGAAAUUUGCAAGAAAAAUCUGGGUAUCAGAAUGGCAGCAAAACUUAACUUGCCAGAAAAUACAGAUGACUGGACAAUACAGGAUGUAAAUCGGUGGUUAGAGAGUCAUAAAAUUGAGCAAAAACACAGAGAAAUUUUGACUGCGCAAGAUGUGAAUGGCGCAAACCUCAAGUACUUAACUAGAAAUGACCUCGUUGAUCUGGGCAUAACAUUUGGACCAGCUAUCCAAAUAGAACAUCUAUUCAAAGAGUUGCUGGAAAAAUCCUCUGGAGAUCCCCCUCACCCAUGUAAGAGGGGGAAAGCCAAUAAAAAUGUUGGAGAAGCUUCAAAGCAAAAACAAAAGGAUAAAGAGAAAUCAGAUAUGGUUAAUGACUCUGCAGUGAGUACAGUUCCCAAAGUUUCUAAGUCACUAAAAAAUGAGGACAUAGAAGAUGAAAUAGAUGGCACAAAGGGAAAGCAGCCAUCCAUAGAACUGACAUGUGUGUCAUACCCUUUUGAUGAAUUCAGUGAUCCAUAUCGUUACAAAUUGAAUUUUAGUCUACAGCCUGAAACAGGACCACUCAAUCUCAUUGACCCAGUACAUGAAUUCAAAGCCUUCACAAAUAGAGAAACAGCCACAGAAGAGGAUGUUAAGAUGAAAUUUAGCAAUGAGGUUUUCCGAUUUGCUUCAGCUUGUAUGAAUUCACGUACCAAUGGCACCAUUCAUUUUGGAGUCUUGGACAAACCCCAUGGAAAAAUUGUUGGUGUGGAAGUCACCACUGUCACCAAGGAAGCCCUCAUUGACCACUUCAAUCUGAUGAUCCACCAGUAUUUUGAAGACCAUCAGGUCCAAAAAGCAAAGAAUUGCAUUCGAGAGCCAAGAUUUGUAGAAGUUUUACUGCCAAACAGUACUCCAUCUGACAGAUUUGUUAUUGAAGUGGAUGUUGUUCCAAAAUAUUCUGAAUGUGAACAUGAGUAUUUUCAGAUUAAAAUACAAAAUUGUAGCAAUGAGACAUGGAAACAAAGUCCAAACUUCUCAGUCUUUGUGCGAGAUGGGGCCAGUUCUAAGGACAUCAUGAAAAAUAAAGCAGAUUUCAAAGCAUUUAAAUUAGAUUUAAAAAGACUGGGAGAAGCUAGGAAAGAGGCAGAAGAAAAAUGCAGAGUAAAAACACAUAAAAAAGAGAGUGAGGGACCAAAGCUUGUUAAAUUGUUGACGGGAGGUCAGGAUUUGUUAGAUAAUUCAUACUAUGAAUGGUACAUUCUUGUAACAAAUAAAUGCCAUCCGACUCAAAUAAAACACUUAGAUUUCCUAAAGGAAAUUAAAUGGUUUGCUGUAUUAGAGUUUGAUCCUGAAUCUGUGAGCAAGGGUGUGGUCAAAGCUUACAAAGAAAGCCGAGUAGCAAACCUUCACUCCCCAAGUUUGUAUAUGGAGGCAAAGACCACAGAUGAGAAGAUCACUAGUCUGAAUCUUUAUCAACAACUCAGCUGGAUUUUCUGCAAUGGCAGGUUAGACCUUGACACUGAAAGAUACACACCCUUAGAUCCAAGUUCCUGGCAAAGAGAAAAAGCAUCUGAAGUCCGGAAACUGAUUUCAUUUCUUACACAUGAAGACAUAAUGCCAACAGGGAAGUUUUUGGUGGUAUUUCUAUUACUCUCCUCUGUCGAAGACCCAAGGGACCCCCUCAUUGAGACCUUCUGUGCUUUCUACCAAGAUCUGAAAGGAAUGGAAAAUAUAUUGUGUAUUUGCGUUCAUUCACACGUAUGUCAGAGAUGGAAGGAUCUACUUCAAGCAAGACUAAUAAAACAGCAAGAUGAAUUAUCAAGCCAGUGUAUUUCUGCUUUAAGUCUUGAAGAGAUAAAUGGAACUAUUCUUAAGCUAAAAUCUGUGACUCAAUCGUCAAAGAGAUUUUUGCCAUCUAUUGGUUCAUCUACUGUCCUUCUGAAAAAAGAAGAAGAUAUCAUGACUGCUCUGGAAAUUCUCUGUGAAAAUGAAUGUGAAGGUACACUCUUAGAGAAGGACCGAAAAAAAUUUCUUGAAUUCAAGGCAACAAAAGAGGAAGACUUCUACAGAGGUGGCAAAGUAUCAUGGUGGAACUUCUACUUUUCUUCUGAAAACUAUUCUUCACCUUUUGUCAAAAGGGAUAAAUAUGAAAAACUUGAAGCAAUGAUUCAAAACUGGGCAGACUGCUCUAAGCCAACAUGUGUCAAAAUUAUUCAUUUGUAUCAUCAUCCAGGCUGUGGUGGGACUACCUUGGCCAUGCAUAUUCUCUGGGAAUUAAGGAGGAAAUUCAGAUGUGCUGUGCUGAAAAACAAGACAGUGGAUUUUUCUGAAAUUGGAGAACAAGUGACUAAUUUAAUCACCUACGGGUCAACAAGCAAUCAGGAAUACUUACCUGUACUGCUGCUUGUUGAUGAUUUUGAAGAACAAGAUAAUGUCUAUCUUCUGCAGGCCUCUAUUCAAACAGCUGUAGCUAAUAAGUAUAUUCGGUAUGAGAAACCUCUAGUGAUCAUCCUAAACUGCAGGAGAUCCCAGAAUCCUGAAAAAAGUGCAAAGGUCUCAGACAGUAUUGCCUUAGUACAAAAACUAUCUCCCAAAGAACAGAGAGCUUUUGAGCUUAAAUUGAAAGAAAUUGAAGAGCAACAUAAAAACUUUAAAGAUUUUUAUUCCUUCAUGAUUAUGAAAACCAAUUUUGAUAAAAAGUACAUAGAAAAGGUGGUCAGGAAUAUCCUGAAAGGACAAAAUAUUUGCACCAAGGAAGCAAAGCUCUUUUCUUUUCUGGCUCUUCUUAAUUCAUAUGUGCCUGAUACCACAAUUUCACUAUCACAGUGUGAAAAGUUCUUAGGAAUCACAAACAAGAAGGCUUUCUGGGGAACAGAAAAACUUGAGGACAAGAUGGGCACCUACUCUACAAUUCUGAUAAAAACAGAUGUGGUAGAAUGUGGGAAGUACUGUGGAGUACGCAUUAUUCACCGUCUGAUUGCCAUUCGCUCAUUGGAAGAACUGAAGAUAACCUAUAACUUGGAUAAAAGUCAGAUUAUGCUGGAUAUGCUAACGGAAAAUUUGUUCUAUGAUACUGGUAUAGGAAGAAGCAAAUUUUUAGAAGAUAUGCAAACACUGCUGCUCACAAGACAGCGCAAUGAACAUGAAGGUGAAAUGGGAACUUGGUUUUCCCCGUUCAUUGAAGAAUUACACAAAGAUGAAGGGAAUGUAGCAGUUAAAAAGGUAUUGCUUGAAGGUAUUCAUCGGUUCAACCCAAAUGCAUUCAUUUGCCAAGCCUUGACAAGACAUUUCUACAUUAAAGAGAAAGACUUUGAAAGUGCUUUACAUUGGGCAAAUAAAGCAAAAAAGAUAGAACCUGACAAUUCUUAUAUCUCAGAUACACUGGGUCAAGUCUACAAAAGUAAAAUAAGAUGGUGGAUAGAGGAUAAUGGCAAAAAGGGGAACAUUUCAGCUGGUGAUCUAUAUGCUCUUUUGGAUUUAGCAGUACAUGCCUCAAAUGCAUUCAAAGAAUCUCAACAGCAAAGUGAGGAUAGAGAGUAUGAAGCGAAGGAAAGAUUUUCUCAGAAGUCAAAGAGGCGGUAUGAUACUUACAAUACAGCUGGCUAUCAAGGGGAGAUAGAAGUUGCGCUCUACACAAUCCAGAUUCUCCAGCUCAUUCCUUUUUUUAACAAUAAAAAUGAACUGUCUAAAAAAGAUAUGAUCAAUUUUAUAUCAGGAAGUACUGAUAUUCCUGGGGAUCCAAACAGUGAAUUUAGAUUAGUCCUCAAGAAUUUUAUUCCUUAUCUAACUAAUUUGCAACUUUCUUUGAAAAAAUCCUUUGAUUUUUUUGAUGAUUACUUUGUCCUUCUAAAACCCAGGAACAACAUAAAGCAAAAUGAAGAGGCCAAAAUUCGGAGAAAGGUGGCUGUAAAUUUUAAGAAGUAUGCAGAUAUAUUUGGUCCCUCAGAAGAAUCACAGAACAAAGAUCUUGGAUCAAAGCUUAGUUUGCCACUUCGAGUAGAGAUGUACCGGAGAAGUCUAGAAGUUUUAAAAGCAGACAAGUUUUCUGGGCUCUUGGAAUAUCUUAUCAAAAGUCAGGAAGUUGCUGUAAGCACCAUGGAAGAUAUAGUGAACAAAUACACUUUACUCUUUGAGCAAUGCACUGUCCAAAUCCUGCCAAAGGAAAAGCAAAAUUUCAUCUUGGCUAACAUCAUCCUCUACUGCAUUAAACCUUCCUCCAAAAUAGUAAAGCCAAUUAAAAAACUGAAAGAUCAGCUUCGAGAAGUCUUGCAACAAAUAGGACCAACUUACCGAUACUCAGAACCUUAUUUCCUAGCUUCCCUCUUAUUCUGGCCAGAAAACCAACAACUAGAUCAAGAUUCUAAACAAAUGGAAAAGUAUGCCCGGUCACUGGAAAAUUCCUUCAGGGGGCAGUAUAAGCAUAUGUAUCGUACCAAGCAACCAAUUGCCUAUUUCUUUCUUGGGAAAAGUAACAGUAUGAACAGACUUGUUCACAAAGGAAAAAUUGAUCAAUGUUUUAGAAAGACAGCUGAUAUUAAUUCCUUAUGGCAUAGUGGAGAUGUAUGGAAGGAGGAAAAAGUCCAAGAACUUUUGCUUCGGUUAAAGGGACGAGCUGAAAAUAAUUGUUUAUACAUAGAAUAUGGAAUCAAUGAAAAAAUCACAAUACCCAUCUUACCUGCUUUUUUGGGUCAACUUAGAAGUGGCAGAAGCAUAGAAAAAGUGUCUUUUUACCUGGGAUUUUCCAUUGGAGGCCCACUUGCUUAUGACAUUGAGAUUAUUUAAGAGUUUGAUCUUCUCCCUCCAGUAAUGUGGAUGCAAUAGCACUUAACUUCUUUUAGUUCCAAGAUCUAUACUUUAAAUUGGCAGAUUUAUAGAUACAGACUCUGGCUUUUCAGCCCUGGGUAUACAAUGUUUAUAUUUCCUCUUAAGCAUGUUAUGAGUCUCACACAGACCUAGAAACAACAAAAAUACACCAAAAUUCCAAGACUAAUGAAUAAAAUGGACUCUUGUGAGAAGACUAAAGAGUCCCAAUCCAGGGGAUCCCAGUAGUCUAGCAGGUAUAUAUAUAACCUAGGCAUUGAACAAGCACAACUAGUAAAAGGUCAUCAAAAUGUAAUUUUCCCUAAUAAAAUGAUGGAUAUGGGAAAUCAUCAAUGGUUGCUAAGACUGACAAAAAGUUGAUAAAGAACUAUACAGAUGAAUCAGACUGUCCUAAAUCCUGAUCAGUGUUAACACUGCAGAAAGAGAACCAGACAUUACAGGCGUAGAAGUGCUGUAGGAGUGUGCACAUCACCCACGAGAUAGUCUUGCCAAAUAACUGAGCCUGAAUCUGAUCAAGCCUCUGGAUCUUCCAAUUUAAAGGAAAUACAGACACUGCAUAUGCUUCAGUGUAACUUCGUGUAUAGGGUAUAGGGAUGGUGAAAGGAGAGUAGCUGCAACAAGAUUGGACCAGAGUUAACAGUGGAUGCAUUAUGAGUACACGGGACUUCAUCAUACUCUUCUGUCUCCUUUGGACUGUGCUUUUAAAGUUUUCUGUUAUAAAAUACUUGCAAAACAAACAAAAA
This is a messenger RNA of Camelus dromedarius (Arabian camel), 5897 nucleotides long. Its product is annotated as sterile alpha motif domain-containing protein 9. The transcript is spliced from 4 exons. NCBI's taxonomy places the organism in Eukaryota, Metazoa, Chordata, Mammalia, Artiodactyla, Camelidae. Gene Ontology annotation, cellular component: cytoplasm. Bases 385 to 5115 code for a protein of 1576 amino acids. The record is from RefSeq and is a predicted model, not a curated record. Gene Ontology annotation, molecular function: protein binding.